AAGCAAACCUCGCAAUUCCAAGCUUGCUCACUCCCGAACAUGGCUUCCCUACAUAUCGAACGUCCCCAAGGUGGCCUCUCGAACUACCAUGAAGAUGACCAGCAAAACCUGUCAGAUGAUGAAGAUUACCAGCAAAACCUGUCAGAUGAUGAAGAUUACCAGAAAAACCCGGAAUAUGUUGAAAGGAAGGAAUUGUUCCAGUCGGCUAUGACAAGCAAAUGGGAGGUUGUGUUGGCGAAAUACAAAAAUGAGCCAAGGAUCCAAAAGGUUAAGAUCACCAGCACAGAGGACACUCUAUUACACAUAGCAGUCACCGAUGACCGGAAGGAAGUUACAGAGCUUGUGGAUGCGGUGACCAAAGUGGAAAUCCUAGAGAUGAAGAAUGACAUGGGAAACACUCCCCUCCACUUAGCAGCGGCAAUGGGGAAGGUGGGCAUGUGCAAAUGCAUAGUGAAGAAAUAUCGGCAAUUGUUCUUUAAUCGGCAGUAUGUUGAGCAGCCCAAAAAUGGCCCCACUGAUCUGAUCGAUAGCCGCAACAAAGAAGGGGAGACACCGCUCUUCGUGGCCGCUGUUCAUGGUAAAAAGGAAGCAUUUCUCUACCUGUAUUAUCGGUGUCCUCGUGGAGUAGGCGGUAAGUAUUGGAUCAGGAGCAGUGAUGGCAAUAGCAUUCUUCAUGUGGCCAUUUCUGGGGAAUACUUCGGUUUGGCCUUCGAUAUGCUGAAAAAGUGCCACAACAAGAGACAUGAUCUUAUUAACUCUGUGAACGAGAGAGGGCUGACGCCUCUCCAUUUAAUAGCAAGUAAUCCUUCCGCUUUCCAAAGUGGAACUCACCUCCGCAGAAUUGAGGCAAUAAUCUACGAAUAUAUUGUGGUUGAGCCUCUUAAAGAGACAGACGUUAAAAGUGCCUUAGCAGAAGCAAUUCGAAGAGAAGAUGAAUCUCGAGAGAAACCCUCAGACGUGCUGCCCAAGAACUACAGGAUCUUGAUGGACUUGUUCACGGUGCUGCGGAGGGUAUUUAAUAUCAAAGAUUUCCAGUGUCUACGGCUAUGGCCUCAGAAGCAAGAGAAGAACCAACUUGAUGCAGAGAACCCAUCACCUCAGAUAUCUGCAUCCACAGAGAACCCACCACCUCAGAUAUCUGCAUCCACAGACAUAUUUAUUCAACGAUCCCAUGGGGACGGAGGCAAAAGCCAUGAAAGCAGCCAAGAGAGAAGUUGCAGCACACAAGAACAACCAUUUCCCAGUAAUUAUAAAACAUGCUAUGAUUUCUUUGAGCUCGCAAUGACGGCCUUACAAGUGAUUGGAUUUGGGUACAUAAGAAUGCAGAAAAUUAAAGAGAGGAAACAAAAACAUACUUGGGCAGUUCAAAUAAUGGACGAACUUGUCAAGAAAGCUUCCUCAUGGGAGUAUAAUGCUGGGAGUAAACCACAAGAUCGAGCACCAGAUCCGAUUUCACAAGCAUUCAGUGAUGGGUCUCCAGUGGAUUAUAAAGAGGAAGAAAAAAACGUCGCAAGAAGCCCAAAUUCGUCCCAGAAGCCAAACGAACUAAAAGAGGACGAAGGCAAGAUGACCGACAUUUUAAAUAAGAUCCUCAACAUCCCUCCAAAAUUAGAGAAGGUGAAAAGAUCUGACGACAAGAACACAAUACAAAUGACAAUGGAAAAUAAACAACCACAUAUCUACAGUCUUAUAAUGGAAAUGAAGAAGGAGAAUGAAGAUGAUGGAGGUAACGUAAUUAUGUUUAUAUAUACAUGUACUUUGGCUGAUGCAUUUUUGUAUGAGCACAUACGUAAUAAGAUACAUGAGGUGAAGCCUACAUUUAUGGUUGGUAUUAUUUACAAAAUCGUAAAUACUAAAGCGAAAUGCUUUGAAGCUGUCAGAGCACUAUAA
Messenger RNA from Magnolia sinica, 1890 nucleotides. RefSeq lists its product as uncharacterized. Lineage: Eukaryota; Viridiplantae; Streptophyta; Magnoliopsida; Magnoliales; Magnoliaceae. The transcript is spliced from 8 exons. Gene Ontology annotation, molecular function: protein binding. The record is from RefSeq and is a predicted model, not a curated record. Bases 40 to 1890 code for a protein of 616 amino acids.